Messenger RNA from Stereum hirsutum FP-91666 SS1, 4262 nucleotides. RefSeq lists its product as uncharacterized. The transcript is spliced from 18 exons. Bases 185 to 4237 code for a protein of 1350 amino acids. Gene Ontology annotation, molecular function: protein binding. The record is from RefSeq and is a predicted model, not a curated record. NCBI's taxonomy places the organism in Eukaryota, Fungi, Basidiomycota, Agaricomycetes, Russulales, Stereaceae.
AUUCGUCCCCGGAACGACCAGGCCAGGCGUAUACUUCCCAAGCGGUCGAAGAGAGAGCUCGAAAGAGCCUGCCUCAGACUCAAUAUAUGGAUCUGGGACGUCUGCAAGCGAAGGCACUGGUCGAUCCGAUAAUGCGGACGCAUCUUCUCCUGACGAUGGCGUACAGAAGAGUUUGCAGAUAGAUAUGAAGGGUCUGGUAGGAGAUGCGGUCGGAAACAUGAGUAUAGGUCCUUCGUACCGCGACGUUGUUCUUGCUGCACGAAAAGGCCUCUUCAUCAUCGACUUGGAAGCGCCAUUCGAAUUACCUCGUUUCUUACCUCAAGGAGGCACUUGGGAUGUAGCCGAUGUACAAUGGAACCCUCAUCCCGCUCGCGCAGAAUAUAUUGUUUCGACCUCAAGCGAAAAGCUCUUGAUUUGGAACCUUUUCAUGAGUGGGACCACGUCGAUAGAGCACGUCCUACACUCUCACUACCGUGCCAUAACCGACAUCAACUGGCAUACCCAAGAUCCCGAUAUUGUGGUCAGUACUGGAGUAGAUGCGUGGCUCUGGGCAUGGGAUCUACGAGCAUGUCAGAAGCCCGUCAUGGGUCUUAGCGCGUUCAAUGCGGGUGGCACCCAGGUGAAAUGGAACCGACAAGAUGGAAACGUGUUAGCAUCGUCGCAUAUGAAUGAAGUCUUGAUCUGGGACCGCCGAAAAGGUUCAAUACCCACCAAACGUAUCAAAGCUCACACCGCCAAGAUAUAUGGUAUUGACUGGGCUCACAAUAGCUCUCGUGAACUCCUCACUUGUUCUCUCGAUAAAACUAUCAAGAUUUGGGACGUUCUUGGCUACUCGGGCCACACAUCCACUUUCGAAGAUGACCCUAGUGCCGUGGACUUUAUAUAUACACCAAGCGAAUACAUGGAUCAACCACGGUCGGUGAUACAUACUACCUACCCGGUGUGGAGGGCCAGGGACCUGCCGUUCGGAAAGGGGGUAUUGAGUUUACCGCAGAGGAGUGAAACAACUUUAGAGAUGUUUGUGCAUGCCAGUGAAGGAACGGGAGUCGACCCCGACUCGCCGGUGGAAGUGUUUGAGGGUCACACGGAUGUUGUGAAGGAGUUUGUGUGGCGUCGCGGAGGACCCGAUUGGAACGACUUCCAGCUCAUCACGUGGUCGAAGGACAAGACUCUUCGCCUGUGGCCCGUGAACCCAGAUGCCAUGCAGCGGGCAGGACAACCUACGGGAAUCCCUGCCCCUGCCCGCGCUCAAGGUUAUGCCGACAGCAAGAUUUCCUUCCGCACGCCACCAGCAGUCAAAGAACCAGCUCCAGCCCUCUCAGCACCCGUGGGUCACCGAGGCAUCCUCGCCGAAGUUCGCGCUGCACAUCCAUCCCGUCCUCUUAGCCAUGUACAUCGCAAGCGUACUUCGGGUCAUCGAACCGCUGCGUCGUCGCACCGCUUGCAUAACACGCCGCAAGCCCCUCCGCAUUCACAUGUCAGUGGUCUAGCCACAUCCUCGUCGGAACCGGACUCUACGCCCACCGCUACGUCCGUUCCAAUACCUAUCUCAGCAGCAAGGGGCACAAUGUCCAGAGGAAACAUGGGCGGAAAGAGCGCGAAGAUCGAAGCCUUCCACUGGUUGUCUUCCGUCAAAGUUGGAGAGAAACCGGGUGGCCCGGGCAGCGGUGGUCGUGAUGGUGCCAGUUCCGGGACUGGUAGUGGGCAAAACAGUGGCAAUGUGAGUAGGAUGGGCAGUCGGAGUAGACAGAGUUCGAGAGAGCCGGCGCGAUCGAGGUCUGGUGGGAAAAGUGUGGCCAACAAUGGCUUAGGACUACCGAGUACACUGAGUGGCCCUGUGUGGUUGCCUGGAGCCAUUGGGAGGGAUAGAGAUACGUCUGGAUAUACAAAGAGGAGCGCAAGUGCUGGUAGGUGGGAAGGCGAAGAGGAGGGACAAAGCUUGCAGGAAGAGAUCACGUCCGUCUUGACCAAGUUAUCUGCGUUCAAGAUCAAGUUAGAGAAGCAUGACCUGACAAAACGACGGACUUGCACUUUGGGAUUGAACGGCCCUUGGGGCGAGUCCUCAUCAACCUCCGUUUUCAUUCGAGUAUCGUUCACCUUUCCGAAGGAAUACCCGCACGCCACACAUCCCGAUGGAACACCGACAGUCGAUCUCGAACGAUCUCCGCUCAUUCCAAUGCGCACUCGAGCACUCAUGCUACGGCGCCUGCGCGCAAUUCGUGAGCAACGCCGUCCGUGUCUCGAAGCAUGUCUCCGCUUUCUUCUGUUCCGGAACGAAGACGAGCAUGAGCGUCAGCCUCUUCAUAUGGACUUCGAGAGUUCGUCUGACGAGGAGAGCCCGUCAAAGGUUCGAAGAGCAAAGGAUGCGGUGACGACGGAUUCUUUUGGGGCCGCAAAGAAUAUUGCUGAGCCUAGGACGUCUCAGGGCGUUUUUGGGCCUAACGGACAACUAGUAUGCUUUAGCCGAGCACCUAUUCGAAUCGUUCGUAAUCCGAUGCACGAGCUCUCGGUAUCACCAUCCGUACCACAGCGUCCUGUCGAAAGCAUUCCGCGUCUCUUCCAGUCACCUGCUCUUCUUUCCGAUGCCGUUCGUCGACUUACGGUAGCCUCGCACGACCGCCAAAUAGCGACCCCCGAGUUUCAUCGAGGAGGGGACGAGGGUGAUAGUAUCCUCACUAUCAUGACUAACCUUCUUGUGUUCUCCCGCCUGAAGCAACGCCGAGCAUCGGAACAAUCACGGCUGUUUGAAGAAAUACCAGCGAGCUAUUCUUUAUUGCCUCCCCAGGUUAUCACAGUUCACCUGCGCAACGCGGGAUAUGUGGUAGGAGCUUGUAGGGAAGCGGCGAGCGAAUACGUGUUCGACGGGAAGGAUUUGGAGGAUAUGUGCGACAUUAACGGAGUGGUGGCAAGGAAAAACGAGAGAUGGGACCAUGAGAGGUUCUUCAAGACAAUGAAGUUAUUCGUACCGAACAAGAAGACGCAAGAAGCUGAGGGUGAUAAACGGAGAGCUGGGCCAUGGGGCUCAGACCCCCUAACGUAUCACCUUGUUACAGAGAUGUAUAACGGAUUUGCCCAAGAAAAGGACAUCCAAAUGCUAGGCAUGCUCUCUGUUAUGCUCCUCAAGUUGUAUCGAUCCACUCCACCACAACACAAAUCCCCUCCCGUACGAGUCGGAACGCCGCUCCGGGCUAUUUCGCGCCACCCAAGUGGCGAUUACUUCACACUUCGACGAGUCAAAGAUGGUCGCGGACCUCCUCUCUCUCCAGUCUGGCCUCGACCAGCGUCCUCUCCCACUGGUAACCCUGUCUCAGCUUCAUUUUCUUCGCUCUCUUCUCGGGGUUCGUGGUCCAGCCUUUUCAACACGAGCGGGAUGCGUCAACUCGUCGCCAGGGAUCAAGAUAUCUCAAAAGAACCCAUCCUUAAUCGUAGGCCUUCAGAAAGUGAUGUCAGGACAGCAGGGAUACCGGUGCCUGGCGGCGGUCGAAAGCACAUCGUACUUUCUGGAUCAGAAUCACCGAGGAAAAGAGUCCCGGAUUCACCUCAAAAUCCAAGUGCGACCUCUCCAGUGCCGGUAGCCAAAUCGUGGGGUGACGUCGCUACGCGGAUUCCGCUGAGCUUUGCUCCUGCACAUGUGAGAACUCCAACGUUUUCACAGGUUGUUAGCGCGAAGCCAGUGGUAGCCAACAAGCAUUUGGUCCUACGCGACUUCCCGACAGAGUUGCAGAAGGGACAAGAACAAGAGCUGAACCUCUUUCAGCCGCAGUUCCUUGAGCAGCUCGUUGAUCAUGUUCUCGUUUAUGCCGAGAUCCUCUUCAGAUGGCAGUUUUUGCACAAGCGAAUCGAGCUCCUGAAGGCAGUGGACCGCGACCUUCAGGCUUUAGCCAAACCCAUUGGCGAACCCGAACGCAAUCGGCUUGGCGUCGCCGUUUUAUGCUUACGUUGCGGGAACGAUGCUACACCUCGCGGUCAUCGUCUGUGCUCCGCUUGUGGACAGCGGCUCACUAUGCCGCUCUGUGCAAUAUGUCGCUUGCCGGUCAAAGGGCUUUCAUAUAGCUGUCUGUUGUGUCAUCACGUCAACCACAUUAAGUGCUGGAAAGCAACAAAGGCAUCUGCGUGCGCUGCCGGCUGUGGAUGUUUGUGUAAGAGCGGGGAUAGUGUGGCAGAUGCACAGAGCGCCGCCGGUCGUUAUGUGCUGUCGCCACAAUCUUUUUCUGUGCAAGAGCUUCCUCCGGACUAGUUGUGUAAUAUAUGUGUAAUAUGGC